Cicer arietinum (chickpea) is the source of this 912-nucleotide messenger RNA. RefSeq lists its product as uncharacterized. NCBI's taxonomy places the organism in Eukaryota, Viridiplantae, Streptophyta, Magnoliopsida, Fabales, Fabaceae. The record is from RefSeq and is a predicted model, not a curated record.
AAUGUGCAAAAGUAGAUGUUAAUAGACCAACUUGAAUUGGGCGAAGUCUUUUGUUAAGUUUUGCCAAAAAGGAAAAACAGAAAAAUUUAGAAGCACCAAACUAAUAAAAACGCGAGUCGUUUGACCCGGUUCAAGCCAAAACGCUCGUCGUGUUCGUUUGUCUUCUUUUCUGUGCUAGCCAGUAGUGGACUGUGGACACACACUCUCUCUCCCCCUGCGACGGACUCAGAAAUUGAUAUCAGAAUCAGUUUCGAAAAUGCCUUCCCUUCAAACUGCACUUCCUCCUGAGCUCGCCAACAAUGCAAUUAGGCUUUACCGUGAAUGCCUACGAAGAGCAAAAUAUAUUGGUCAACAGCAACAUAAUACACCGCUUCUUGUUGAAAUGGUGAGACAACAGUUUAAGAAAAACAUGCAUGAGACAGAUCCCGAAAAGAUUCAAAAGUUAAAGGAUGAUGCUGCAAGGGGACUUAUAAAUCACAUACUGUACGAGACAGAGAAAAUUUCUGGUCGUAAAUUUAACAAGAGUCCUACUAAAGAAGCUUAGUUUUUUAAUCUCAAAUGAGAUUCAGUUUGUUCAUCAGUGCUGGGUUUGGCAGAUCAAGCAUAUAGAAACGACCUUCCAAUGUUUUUAUGACAGUUUUGUUAGACUAUUAAAAUAAGAUAGUUGUGGAAAAUUGCUCGAUUUCUUUCUGUAUCUGCUACUCUUUUUCAUAUCAAGAGUGCUCAAUUUUCCUUAACUGUUUUAUAGUUUCUGCCAAAGGAUUCGGUGUCUCAUAACUCAACGUUUGGCAGAUAAUGAUUCCUAAGCUAUGCAUUCUUGUGGGUGAUUCUAUUGACGUUUGUAUCAGUGUAGAACUAAUAAACCUGUUAAGGAAAUAGCAGUGAUCAGUCAAUUUAUUGUUUUGAAUUGUA